This is a messenger RNA of Gordionus sp. m RMFG-2023, 2128 nucleotides long. RefSeq lists its product as uncharacterized. The transcript is spliced from 2 exons. The coding region runs from base 168 to 2087 and encodes 639 amino acids. Lineage: Eukaryota; Metazoa; Nematomorpha; Gordioida; Chordodea; Parachordodidae. The record is from RefSeq and is a predicted model, not a curated record.
CAAUAAUCUAUUUUACCAGAUGCGAUGUUACACCGUAUUUAUGGUAUAAAUGCAAUUUUCUACCUAUUGCAUAUUUUUUUGUAAAAAAUUUAAUGUAUAUAACAAAUAUUAAAGUUUUAGUGUAUUAUAUUUAGAAUUUGCAUUAAAGAUAUUUAUCUUAUUUCAUUAUGCAUAUACAAGAGAUUUUUAAGUCAGAAUUAAAGCAUGUAUUAAAUUAUAAUGAUGAAACUUCAGAAAAAAUAGAAUUUUUGACUUGUGAAAAUACAAAUCAAAUCUCUCCUUUCAAACUGCAAUUGGAGGAAAAUAUAUUUAAAAAUCUUUUCUACAAUCAAUUUAAAAAAUUUGUUCAAUUUCUUACAAAUGUAUUUUUACCUAAAGGAUAUCCAGAAUCAGUGAGUCCUGAUUACCUAUCCUACCAGAUUUGGGAUUCAGUUCAAGCUUUUUGUAGUUCUAUCUGUGGAACAUUAUCAACUAGAGCAGUUUUAACUGGAUUAGGAGUUGGAGAUCCAUUUGCCACACCAUUGGGUGCUACUUUUAAUUGGAUUAUCAAAAAUGGAGCAGGUAUGUUGGGGGGAAUAUCAUUUGCUGUAUUUGCUGGAGAAAGGCUUGACUCAAAUUUGAAACAAUGGAGACUUUUUGCUGAUUUUGUCAAUGAUGCUGCACUGGCCCUAGAGAUGAUGACUCCUUUUUUUGUUUCCUCAUUAUUAUUAUCAAAAAUAUGGAUUUUUUUAAAGCAUAUAAAUUAUCUAGCCUUUAAUUUUCUGCUUAGGUAUCCCAUUUUGGUUAUUCUCCAAGCCAUAGCCUAUAUAGCUACUAAUACCUGCUUAGCCUAUAGAUAUGGAAGUGGUGAUAAUUGCACAUUUUUACAACUCCAACUGCAGAAAUUAAGUGAUUCAAGAAAACUUAUGUCAUUUAACCCUACCAACAUCACAUCUCCCUCUAUGGACAAUGUAUUAGGACCCCGAAGCAUAAUAAACUGGCCUCUCAUAACCUUGUUAUGCUUUUCUAGUGUUGCUCAAGCAUGUGUGGGAGUUGCAGGUUCAGCUACCCGUGCUGCUCUUGUACAACAUCAGUCUAGGGCCUCUAAUAUUGCUGAUGUUGCAGCCAAAGAUAGUAGUCAAGAAACUCUUGUCAACCUUUUAGCCCUAUUAGCUUCUAUCCUUUUUGUUCUGCCAUUACUUGAUAAUAAUAGGUUGAACAAACUCUGCAUAACUUGGAUAAGUUUUGUAUUCCUCAUCUCCUUUCAUUUAUAUGCUAAUUAUCGGGCCAUGAAGAAUAUAAACAUGGUGAAGGUCAAUGCUAGAAGAUACAAAAGCUUGGUGAUAGCCUUUUUGAGUCAGGUGGGUCUGGAGACAAGCCCAAAUAAAUUUUUUGAAAAGAUGAGAAAAUUUAGAAAUGAAAAAUAUCAUACUAUGUCUCCAAAAUUUAUAAACAAAUCUGAAAGUUUGUGGACUGGAAAUGAUAAUUUUGAAUAUCAUUAUUUAGCUAAAGAUGGUGGAAUCAAACUUUCAACAUUAGGUUGGGAACACUAUGUUAAGAUGGGUAUCAGAUUUUCUGAUGUUAUUACUGAACAAGAAUUUUCAAUAUGCAGUAAUAUUUAUGAUGUACUUAAACAUGCCACUCCUGAUGAAUUCACAGCUCAAAAUAUAGAACAUUCCCAUUACUUUAAUUAUGUUUUAGUUGCCAAACCUUUUAGGCAGUCUUGCUUAACCUUAAAUACCUUAGCAAUUUUAUCUUUAGUAAUUAGGCUAAUAUUUAUCCUUCCAUGUAUGUUAUUCUUUCAACCACUUCUCCAUAUAUACAAUGCAUAUUCAGCUUUGCAUUCCUCUGCCAAGGCUCGAGAUCAAUUAAUGGCGUUAUUUCAAACUGAAUGCUUUUAUUUCUUUAUGGCUCAAAAGGCUUUGAAAGGAGAAAAUGAUCCAGAACCCUCAACACACAAGAAUAACAUAAUCAAUGCCAUUAAAACAAGUGCUACAUUUACCCAAAAAUGUUUUGGCGAUUUUUAUGAUAUUUGUCAGGAGAAAUAUGGAUGGGAUUUUGAUACAGUUUUAUUCAAUUGUGGAGAGUGGAGGUUUCGAAUUCAAUGAAUGAAAUUUUAUAAAGAUUUUGCAAUUUUUUUUUAAUAUUA